Molecule: messenger RNA, 2657 nt
Organism: Triticum urartu
Lineage: Eukaryota; Viridiplantae; Streptophyta; Magnoliopsida; Poales; Poaceae
Gene: ABCB26
Product: transporter associated with antigen processing protein 1
Biological process (GO): transmembrane transport
Cellular component (GO): membrane
Molecular function (GO): ABC-type oligopeptide transporter activity; ATP hydrolysis activity; ATP binding
Source: RefSeq, a predicted model, not a curated record
CGAACGCACGCACACGAGGCGAACAAAAAAAAGGUUUACGAAGGGCCACGACAAAGCAAGGAGAGGAAACGCAGCGCAAAAUAGCCCCCUGCCCCGCCUGAAUCGCGCUCCGAAUCGGAUCGCGUGCGCGCGCGCGAAGGGGGAGGGAGGAGGGAGAAAUGCCGCCGGCCCCGGCCGCGCUGCUCCUCGCGGCGCCCGCGGGGCUGCCGCUGGGCCUGGCGCCCUGGCGGCCGUGCCUGCGGGCCCCGCCGCCCAGGCUGCGGCUCCGGCUGCGUGCCGCGAGGAUCCGCGCGGCGGCGACCGUCAACGGCGAGUUCGGCGGGCUCGGCAGGCGCCGCCUCGACGCCGGCGAGUUCAUCGGGCGGCUGCGGAACGUGCUGCCGGGGGGCAGCUGGUGGCGCCUCGAGGACGAGGACGCGGGCGGGGCCGGCCGCGCCGAGGCCAGCGGGGCCACGGCCGCCUCCGCGCUCAGCCGGAUGUGGGCCCUCGUAUCCAACGACCGAUGGGUCAUCUUCGCCGGCUUCGCGUCGCUCGUCUGCGCCGCGCUCGCGGAGAUCGCUAUCCCCCAUCUGCUCGCGGCCUCCAUCUUCUCCGCGCAGAAUGGAGGGGCCGUCUUCUACCGGAACGCCAAGCUUCUGGUUGUUCUGUGUAUGAUUUCCGGAGUGUUUAGUGGUGUGCGAAGCUGCUGUUUUGGUAUUGCCAACAUGAUAUUGGUUAAACGAAUGAGAGAAAUGCUGUUUGAUUCCAUCCUUUCUCAGGAUAUUGCGUUUUUCGAUGAAGAAACUGUCGGAGAUUUGACAAGUAGGCUUGGUUCUGACUGCCAGCAAGUGUCUAGAGUUAUUGGCAAUGAUCUUAAUUUGAUUUCACGCAAUUUGCUUCAGGGUAUAGGAGCACUGAUUUAUCUUCUAAUCUUAUCAUGGCCUCUUGGACUGUGCACUAUGCUUACUUGUGGGACAUUGUCGACAAUUAUGCUAGUUCAUGGACGGUAUCAGAAAAAGGCCUCUAAAUUUGCACAAGAGUUCACUGCAAGUGCCAAUAAUGUUGCUCAAGAAGCGAUAAGUUUGGUUAGAACAGUGCGAGUGUAUGGGACGGAAAAGCAAGAGUUCAAAAGGUAUGCGAAGUGGCUGGAUAAGCUGUAUGAUGUGAGCUUUCGACAGACGAUGGCUUAUGGAGGCUGGAGCUUGAGCUUGAAUUAUCUGUACCAUUCUACUCAGGUUGUUGCUGUUUUGAUUGGAGGAAUAGCAAUCAUGAAUGGGAAGUUCACUGCCGAGCAACUGACAAAAUUCACACUGUACGCCGAGUGGCUGAUUUUGUCUACCUGGUGGAUUGGAGACAAUUGGUCCUCCCUGAUGCAGUCUGUUGGAGCAAGUGAAAAAGUCUUCCGGUUGAUGGAUCUCUUGCCUAGCAGGCAGCUUACCUCUAAAGGCCUCAGGUUACAGAAGCUGGAAGGACGAAUUCAAUAUGCAGAUGUAGAAUUUUCAUAUCCUUCAAGACCUUCAGCACCAAUUUUGAGAAGACUGAAUCUAACACUCAAUCCAAAUGAAGUAGUUGCAAUUGUUGGUCUUAGUGGAAGUGGCAAGAGUACUAUAGUUAACCUACUACUUCAACUAUAUGAACCUACAAAUGGGCAAAUAUUAAUAGAUGGUGUCCCACUCAGCGAACUUGACACCAGAUGGUUCAGGGAAAGAAUUGGUUUUGUGGGACAGGAGCCUAAGCUAUUCCGGAUGGAUGUUAGUUCUAAUAUUAAGUAUGGCUGCCCAAGAGAAGUUAGCCAGGAAGAAGUUGAGUGGGCUGCAAAACAGGCUUAUGCUCACGAUUUCUUAAUGGCUCUUCCUGAUGGUUAUAACACCAUUGUCGACGAUGCUCUUCUUAGUGGAGGCCAAAAGCAACGCGUCGCUAUUGCAAGGGCCCUUCUGAGGGACCCGGCCAUCUUAGUACUCGACGAAGCCACUAGUGCACUUGAUGCCGAGAGUGAACAUUAUGUGAAGAGUGUCAUCACAGAAGUUAGCACUGAUCCUAAGGCUCGAAGAACCGUGAUUAUCAUAGCUCACAGGCUGUCUACGAUUCAAGCGGCUGACAGAAUCAUUGUGAUGGAAAAUGGCAGUAUUGUGGAGGACGGAAAGCACAGCGACCUUGUCAAGCAGGAUGGAUUGUAUUCAAGAUUAGCGCAGCGACAAAAUGAUGCUCUCCCGUAGCCUGAAAUCACAGAAGGUGGUUUAGUCCACGCCGUAUUUUUUCCAAGUGGAGCAGCAGGUGAGGGAGGCGUCUGUCAUCGGUGUAUUCUUUACGAGUGACCACGGCCUGGUUGGUCAAAUAAUUGAGGUUUCCUCAAAGUACCGGGUGCAAAUGAUCCACAGAUGCCUACUAACCAAGCUAAGUUAAAACGGUUUCUGCCGCAAAAAAUAUAAGAUAGACAGUAUCCGGACGGGUGUAUAUGGAGGUUUAAGGAAAUUGAGUAGUUCAUACAUGAUUCAUUUAGUUACACAAUGUCAGAUGCAACCUGUAACUAUAUAUAAAUAUAUAUAUAGGCACUCUGGACCUCAGACCAUCAGAAUCUUGUAAUUAACUGGUGUGAACAUUUACUUGGAUUUUGAUAGAAACUUGUAUAUUCAAAGUACCAAGAUCUAUGUGAUAUUGAAGAUGGGAUUUCUCUGCUU